Nanorana parkeri is the source of this 1477-nucleotide messenger RNA. RefSeq names its product cystine/glutamate transporter-like. Gene Ontology annotation, molecular function: L-amino acid transmembrane transporter activity. Gene Ontology annotation, biological process: amino acid transmembrane transport. Bases 41 to 1477 code for a protein of 478 amino acids. Lineage: Eukaryota; Metazoa; Chordata; Amphibia; Anura; Dicroglossidae. Gene Ontology annotation, cellular component: membrane. The transcript has 12 exons. The record is from RefSeq and is a predicted model, not a curated record.
CUGGAAGGGUUGCGGAAUCCCAGGCUGCAGCUGUACAGGGAUGGGGACUUCUCAGGAAACACUAGAGGAUGAUGAGAAAGUCUACCUGAGGAGGAAGAUAACUCUGACCCGAGCCAUCACCUUAACAGUCGGCACCAUCAUUGGAAGUGGUAUCUUUAUAUCUCCUAAAGGGGUCCUGAAGAACUCUGGCAAUGUGGGGCUCUCAUUGAUCGUCUGGGGGGCCUGUGGGGUCCUCUCCAUGUGUGGGGCCUUGUCCUAUGCCGACCUUGGCACGACCUUGAAGAAAUCCGGCGGCCACUAUAUCUUCUUGCUGGAGACUCUGGGGCCCGUCCCUGCCUUCCUGAGGCUGUGGGCUGAAUUUGUUAUGAUCAGGCCGGCAAAUAUCGCCAUGGUCUGUCUGGCGUUUGGACAGUACCUGAUAGAACCGCUGUUCGUCCCCUGCCACACCCCAGCCUUGGUGGUGAAACUCAUCAGCGCCAUUGGCAUUGCGUUUCUCAUCGCACUGAACUGUUGGAGUGUGAGCUGGUCAGCAAAUCUCCAGACUGUGUUCACCGUACUGAAGUUAGUGGCUAUUGUACUCAUCAUAGUGCCCGGAAUGAUGGCGUUAGGCGCAGGACACACAGAUAACUUCCAAGAUGUGUUUGAUACCUCCUCCCUGGCUCUGGAUAAGUUACCCCUGGCCUUUUAUUCGGGGAUGUUUGCAUUUGGAGGCUGGUUUUAUGUUACUUUCGUUACUGAAGUAAUAGUAAACCCAGAGAGGAAUAUCCCCAUAACUGUCAUAGUGUCACUGGUCAUAGUCACCGUCUGCUACCUUCUCACCAAUGUGGCCUACUACACUAUCCUCACUGCCAGUGAAGUGCUGACGUCCGAAGCCGUCGCCAUGUCCUUUGCUGAGCGCACCCUGAAACAAGGCUCCUGGGUGAUCUCCAUACUGGUGGCAAUGUCGUGUUUCGGAGCUCUGAAUGGGGGAAUCUUCGCCUCUUCUAGGAUGCUGUUUGUUGCUUCCAGAGAAGGUCACUGGCCACCUUUGUUCUCCAUGAUCCAUAUUAGAAGGCACACGCCACUUCCUGCUUUGUUAUUAAUGAUGCCCUUGGUCUUCCUAAUGAUCGGAAUUGGUGACAUUUAUGGCCUGUUGAACUUUUAUAGCUUUUCUCGAUGGCUUUUCAUGGGAUUGGUAACUAUCGGUCUGAUUCUCCAUCGCCGAAAAUACCCAGAACUCCCCCGACCGUUUAAGGUUCCCUUGAUCUUUCCCAUUGUGUUCAGCACAAUGUGCCUGUUCAUUGUGUCAAUGUCUCUGUACUCGGAUCCAGUGAAUACAGGUAUCGGUUGUUUUAUCACUCUGACCGGGUUACCCGUCUAUUACCUCAUUGUCCACAAGCAAAGAUUGCCCCAGCGGUGCAGAGUUCCCUUCAAUUUGUUGAUGCUGAAACUACAAGUACUGCUAGAAGUUAUUCCUCAGGAAGUGAAGACGUACUAG